Physella acuta is the source of this 2214-nucleotide messenger RNA. RefSeq names its product protein ILRUN. Gene Ontology annotation, molecular function: ubiquitin binding. Gene Ontology annotation, cellular component: phagophore assembly site. Lineage: Eukaryota; Metazoa; Mollusca; Gastropoda; Physidae. The record is from RefSeq and is a predicted model, not a curated record. Gene Ontology annotation, biological process: macroautophagy.
GCAUGCGCAAUAGCAUGUGUGUAGGAAAUGACAACUGCAACUUCCGGUUACACUGAAUCAAAAAAAGGGGAACGUCAAGAGACGACGUAGAUUUAGUUUUUGUUUCUACACAAUAACUGAUUUCACCUCCAAGUUGAGUUCAAAUUUGAGUAUUGCCUGUGGCAUCUCAGAUGGGGCUUUAUCAUAAUGGAUAUAGAUAUUGACAAUGAUUUUGAUGGGAAACUGCUUGAUCAGUUUCGGUCGUUGGGAACCACCGAUCGUGAUGUUCUCAUCGCUGAAUUUCAAGCUCUCCUAGGAAACAAGCUGAAUCCUGAAUCAUGCGCCUUUUUUCUGGAUAUGAAUAAUUGGAAUCUUCAGAAUGCAGUUUGUUCCUACUAUGAUUUUGAACAGCCUUCUAUUGCUUUGCCAUCUAUGGCAUUCAUUGCUGAUGUGACUGUUGGGGAUGGAGAAUCUGUUGCUCCAAAUACUUCUUUUUUUAAGACAUGGAGAAUAAAAAAUUCAGGUACAGACCGCUGGCCUCCUGGAUGCCAGUUAAGAUUCUGCAGUGGUGACAACCUUAGCACGGUUGAUAGGAAAAUGGUAGAUGGUUUAGGCCCUGGAGACACAGUGAAUAUAUCUGUAGAAAUGAGGUCUCCCUCUGGAGUUGGAUCUUACCAAAGUCUGUGGAGGAUGUGUACCGCUACUGGAUUGUACUUUGGGGAUGUGAUUCAUGUGCAUGUGGUUGUGGCAGAGGGUGGUUUACUUGGACUCACUCAACAGCUGGCAAGAAUUGGAGGAGAACAUGCUAAUACCAGUAGUAACAACGUUGCAGCCAACCACUCUAUACAGCAGACCCCACAUCAACUAGUUCCAUUUACUGGUAGUUCCAUGGUACCAUUCAGUAUAAACCGUGAUGCUGAGCUAACACCACCACCUACUGAAGAUGAUUUGCAGAUGUCCUAGCAAAGGCUUCCCCUCUGAAUGAAUGCAGCAGCUGGCUAACUGGAGGUGAAUGAAGAAAUGUGAUUUAAGAGGGGUUCAAGAAACGCAUAUCCUAGAUGAAAAUAGUUUCCUCUAGAUACAGCUGUAGUAAAACAUCUUUAUUUAUACUAGCUAUACAGAUUUUUGUUUUUAAAUUACUUUAGUAUUGAGAUGAAAUCCUAUAAAUAAAUAAACAAAAUAAAAUAUUUUUAUAUAUAUUUAAAUUUUUUAUUGGGUUUGAUUCUAAUACAGGGAUUUUGUGGGCUAGUAAACGGUAAAUUGUUUCCCCAGUUUUGAGUGGUCACUGUUUUGUAUUAGUUUCACUCAUCAUCUACUGACUUUCAAUGUUCAUAAGACAUUUUUACAACAUGAUUUUAAUGCAGCUGUAUUAUCAUGUAGAUCUCAGAUUUUGUUCAGGGUUUGAGACAUACAAGAUGAUUAUUUAAUUACUCAAUGAAUACUUUAUUGUAUCAUAUGAAGUGGCAUUGCAAGAGUUAUAUUAAGACUAGCAAGGUCUUAUUUUUUAUAUAUUAUUUUGUUCUAUGCUGGCUUAGUCAAGCAAUAAAACCUGUUGCCCAUGCAUAUCUUAUUUCUGUUUACUGAUUGUUGUGUAUUGCUCAACAGAAUCAUAGCCAGAGCAGUAUGGUGAAGUUGUUCACUUGUAUCAGAAGCUCACAGUAGCAGCUUCUUCAGUUUUAAUCUGUUCAUUAGGCAGUAGUGCUAUCCCUCUGUUCUUUAUUUUAAUUCUUUGUGACUAUUUAAAUAAGAAAAACAAAACUUAAACUGAAUGUUUUCUGUCAGUAGCAAAAACAUGCUAAACAACUUAUUUUGUUUGCAACUAAAUUCAAGUUUCUUAAUUGCUCCUGUCUAUACUGAAUUAAGAUAUCAUUUUUGCUUGUUUUAGCUUGUCUCAAUUUCAAUAUUUUUCUGCUGAUUUUUCCAUAAGGUGGAAUUUUAUGCAGUAUGCACAUUUUUUCCCCUGAGAGAAUGAUUCAUUUUUAAACUGUACAUAGUUAUUUAUCCAUGAAAAUAAUACUAGAGCUUUCUCAUUACUCCAAUGAUGCAUUUUAAUUCCCAUUCCAUAUUUAGAGAGCGAUUACCAUUAUUUAACAGGUCUCUAACAGGAAGAUAAUCCUCGGUGUAUUUGUUCUUUACCUCUUUAAAAACGUUACUGCAUGCUUAAAGAGGAUGUAAAUAGUUCUGUGACCUGGUCCUUAGCUUUCCAAAGGAAAAAUAAAAAAUGUUUACAAUAUC